Messenger RNA from Coregonus sp. 'balchen', 13830 nucleotides. The record is from the annotation of a GenBank genome assembly. NCBI's taxonomy places the organism in Eukaryota, Metazoa, Chordata, Actinopteri, Salmoniformes, Salmonidae.
AUGAAAAGUCACAUUGAAAGUCAAUAAACAAAUCCAAUAAGCACAACUAAGAGAUUGCAGGCACACAUGACUUUGGGAGUCUGUGCUGAACCCACUAGCCCUCUCAGCCCCUUUGUUAGACUGUUGGAUUGCCAUAGUUUAUCUAAUGCUGUUCUUCUUUGAUAAGAGAUGAGACAAACACAUUUCCCAUUAGAAAAUAAAGUUCCACAAAACUAACUGAUUUCCUGUCUGCUGUGGAUCCUACUGGCACCCUGCAGUAAACUCGGCCCACUCGUGUGAGUUGUUGGAGCGGGAGAAGGAUGAGGUGCGUGGGGUAUUGGAGGGCGAGCUUCAGACGAUGCAGGAGCAGCACCACACGGAGCUGGCCCAGCUGGAGGAGAGGCUCAGGGUGUUCUACCAGGCCGAGGGGGACAAGAUCCAUCUGACCUACCAGGAGGAGGCAGACCGGUGCAAGGCCUUAAUGGAGCAGCAGGUACAAUAAAGCUACUGGAUGCAUCCCUAAUGGCACCCUAUUCCAUAUAUAGUGCACUACUUUUGACCAGAUCCAUAUGGGCCUUGGUCAAAAGUAGUGCACUAUAAAGGGAAUAGGGUGCCAUUUGGGACACACAGAGACUGAGUGCAUGCCAAUAGGCUAAAAGUGGCUCAGUUCCUCCUUUCUACUGGAGAAGUGAAAGCAGUAUUGCUUUCACCCAGUCUGUUUAUUUCAGAUCAGUAAAAAUGUAGAGAAGGGCUUGAGAGGAUUGAAAUGCACCCACAGUGUCAAGUCAUGUUCCAACUACACAUUACAUGACUGUGUGUAGCCCCCGGUCUCUCAGGGCUCAGUCCUGUGUCUGUCUAUGUGACAGUGAGAUGAUUGUUUAGAGAUUCUUUCAUUCCUGACAUACACAAAGUCCGUCAGGGUCCUCUGCAGUCAUUCUGUUGAGUCAUUCACAGAGCAUACUACUCAGCUAGAUUCAUUUCAAGGAAAAUUGGUCACUGCUGAAAGUAGUCCACAAAUCAGACCUGAGGACAUUGCUUUUCAGUAUACUGUCAGCGUGAAGCUGGUUUCGUCCUGAAGGUUGCUCUACUGAAACGGGGUGCGUCCCAAAUUACACACUAUUCCCUUUGUAGUGCACUACUUUUGACCAGAGCCCAAACUGACUUACUGAAUAGAAUUGAAAUUCUAUUCGCUUGGAAUAAGUGUUUUUGGCUGUCUGCACCGUGUUGGUUUAUUUGAUCUUAAUUAGUUGUAGGCCUAAAGGCUUUUCAUGAUCCAUCCGUUAUCAGUGAUGUGAUGAUUCAUAAUGCACCUGUUAAAGGGAUACUUCAGGAUUAUGGCAAUGAAGCCCUUUAUCUACUUCCCCAGAGUCAGGUGAACUCAUGGAUACCAUUUUUAGGUCUCUGCAUCCAGUAUGAAGGAAGUUGGCGCGUUUCACAAGCCAGUGUUAACGAGCGUUAGCGCAAUGACUGUAAGUCUAUGGUACCUACUAGCAUGCUAGCAGUUACCAUAGACUUCCAGUCAUUGCACUAACCCUAGUUGGCAAUUGCAUUAACCCUAGUUGGCAAGUGCAUUAACCCUAGUUGGCAAUUGCAUUAAUGCUUGUUAGCAACUUCCUUCAAACUGCACGCAGACAUAAAAAUGUUACCCACGAAUUAAUCUGACUCUGGGGAAAUAGAUAAAGUGGUAAUAAGCUUUUUGUACGUUGCUUUUGUUAUUGACCAUAAAUGUUCCUAAAACCAUGUUCCUUCUCUUUUUGAAGAUGGGGGAGUUGAGAGCCAGCCAUGAGGCUGUGAUGUUAGAGCACGAGGCCAGCCACUCUGAACAGAUCCAGGCAGUUAAACAGCAGUGUGAGGACUCUCUAGAAGGUACAUUCAUCCUGUCAUGUACACCGUUGUUUUUUAUAGACCAAAUCUUAAGUUACUGCGAGGUAAAAAUCAGCACAGCACGUGUGUUAAAGUCAUUUAACUUUGAUGAAUCAGAAGUAUUUCUGAUUUUGACUGUCUUGCAUUAUAAUUCUGUUAAACUGUGAUCUCUCUUCAAGAGCUCCGUCAAGCUCAUGAGCGGGAGCUGCAGACAUUGGACAAAAGACUGAAGGAGGCUGAAGUCACUUUAUCUGUAAGCUUCAGCUUCACAUAUCAAAAUAUAUUCCAAUUUAUUUAGUCUCAGGAGAGGUUAGGUGAUAAUGUCCUCAUGAUGUGGUGUUCCUCAGGGCCAGAUUCAGGAGCUCACCGAGGAGAACACGACCCUGAACCACAGGAUAAAGACAGAGGAGGACCAGAGGAGGGAGCUGGCUGAGAGAAAUCAGGUACUGCCAACACGCAACACCCCUCACAUUCACUCUCAUCUUACAGCCCACUCCAAUAACGUUCAGAGGUAAGUGUCAUUGACGCUAAGCAACAGCACUGCCCUAUCUCCCUCCCUCAAUAAUAUAUGCGAUUUAGCAGACACUUUUGUCCAAAGCAACAUAGUCAUGCGUGCACACAUUUUACAUAUGGGUGGUCCCAGGAAUAGAACCCACAAUCCUGGCAUUGCAAGCGCCAUGCUGUACCAACUGAGGCAUACAGGACCUCCAGUGUAUAAUGGUGUUUUCUUCUCUUUCUGUAUUUUUGUCUAUUUCUUAUAGAGUGCACUCCUUCCAACCAGCGCCUCUGGUCAACAGUAGUGCACUAUAAAGUGAAUAGGGUGCCAUUUUUGACACCACCCAAGAGUGCAUUGUUAAAGUUAGGCUGCUGUCGGUCAUAAUCAGUAUUGAUUGGGUGCCCAUUUCCUCGCAGCAUUCUAACAAUGCACAUGAGGGGAUUGCGAUAACGACCUCUGUACUACCCUUCCAGCCACUCUGGUAGGCUAGAAAUAGACUGACAAUAACCACCAGGAUCAGCCCAGUGGUCCACUGCCUGCUUGGGGCUGUGGGAGUCAUGGGGAAUAGUUGAAACACCACACGGUGUAUAGUUUUACAACCUAUAAUGACUUUAAUUCUCUCCUAUGUGGUUGAAAGCAUUGGCCAUGUUUGAGUAAGGCUGUUGUGGUGACCGUAUUACCGUCACACUGGCAGUCAUGAGUCAUGACCGCAGUCAAAUUCCACGUGACUGAGUCACCUCUCCUCUUAUGCACUCUGGACAUGCGUUGGUAGUACCCAACUAGCUAACGACCGUCAGGUCGCUAAUGGCCUGGUACUCAGGGCUCUAUUGUCCCUCUAACCACUCUCACAUCAAUUCAAAUACAAUCAAAAAUCACAUCAAACACUUAUCAAAACAGUUUCAUGCUUUUAAAACUCACCUCGCUGUGAUUGAUCAAUUUAAAGAAAGAUGUUCAACAACAGGUUAAACUGAGUGGAAAACAUGGUUGUUGUGGAUGUUGUUUCAAAGCCUAACACAACGAAAUGGAUAGCACUUUAUAAGGUGAUGAUUAAUUCAAAACAUCCAUAUGCAUAUUAGAGCUUAUGCAUAGGCCUAUAUAUGAGCCCAAGCCCACAAAAAAUAAAACAGAAUUAAAAUUAUUGUGCCGUUAUAUACUGAACAAAAAAAUUAACGCAACAUGUAAAGUGUUGGUCCCAUGUUUACAUGUGGAAUGUGAAACGCAGGCCCAGAUCUUAUUUUGGUCCAGUGUAACACACUGACUGCAUUUCCCACCUCUCUCUCAACAGAAACGCACUAGGCUGUUGCUGUUUCUUAGAAUUAUCUAUACUGAACUACAUGGAACGUGUUGGUUGAAAUGAAAGAUCCCAGAAAUGUUCCAUUCGCACAAAAAGCUUAUUUCUCUAGAAUUUUGUUCACAAAUGUGGUUACAUCCCUGUUAGUGAGCAUUUCUCCUUUGCCAAGAUAAUCCAUCCACCUGACAGGUGUGGCAUAUCAAGAAGCUGAUUAAACAGCAUGAUCAUUACACAGGUGCACCUUGUGCUGGGGACAAUAAAAGGCCACUCUAAAAUGUGCAGUUUUGUCACACAACACAAUGCCACAGAUGUCUCAAGUUUUGAGGGAGCGUGCAAUUGGCAUGCUGACUGCAGGAAUGUCCACCAGAGCUGUUGCCAGAGAAUGUAAUGUUAAUUUCUCUACCAUAAGCCGCCUCCAACGUAAUUUUAGAGAAUUUGGCAGUACGUCCAACCGGCCUCACAACCGCAGACCACAUUUAACCGCGCCAGCCCAGGACCUCCACAACCGGCUUCUUCACCUGUGGGAUCGUUUGAGACCAGCCACCCGGACAGCUGAUGAAACUGAGGAGUAUUUCUGUCUGUAAUAAAGCCCUUUUGUGGUAAAAAAAUUCUGAUUGGCUAGGCCACUCCCUGGGGAGCCAGGCCCACCCAUGUCUGCGCCCCUGCCCAGUCAUGUGAAAUCCAUAGAUGAGGGCCUAAUGAAUUUUUUUCAAUUGACUGACUUCCUAAUAUGAACUGUAACUCAGUCAAAUAGUUGAAAUUGUUGCAUGUUGCGUUUUAUUUUUGUUCAGUAUACCAUACAUAGCCUACUGCAUAUUACCCCCCCCCCCCCCCACAAAAAAAAAAAAGAAUAAUAAUAAAUAGUAAUGGCCUUUGAGUGUGGACUGUAUUAUUAUGCAUACUGGAUGGACUGGUUACCUUAUGCUACUCUCCAACCUUUCUAUCCAUGAGUGUGGGAGAAAACGUAUAGCCCUAGGCGAUACUGUUGGUUCAUUGAUUGUGCAGAAUGGCUUACAGAGUUAGCCUACAAUUACAGUGAAUUUGUAUUUGAUUUUUAAUAGCCUAUAAUAGAGUUUUCUUAUUUUUUAUAUAAUGAAUAGGCUGACACAUCACCUUUUAGCUACAUAAAUCUCACCACUGUGCAUUUACAUCUCUUCCCCUCUCUCCUUCAUUCCUUACUCCAGCGCGCAGAGAGAGGGGCUGUCAAAAGUUUUAAUGAAAAUAUUUAAUAUGUGUAGUUGUGAAAACAUGUUACUAUCGACGAUCCCAAACAGAUUUAACUUGGUUUCUCAAAAUUAAGCACUGGGUAACUGCAUGAACAGGGUUGGAGAGGCCAUGGCAUAUACAGUGGCUUACAGUGAAAGUGUUCACCCCCCUUGGCAUUUUUCCUAUUUUGUUGCCUUACAACCUGGAAUUAAAUUGAUUUUUUGGGGGGUUUGUAUCAUUUGAUUUAUAAAACAUGCCUACCAUUUUGAAGAUGCAAAAUAUUUUUUCUUGUGAAACAAACGAGAAAUAAGACAAAAAAACAGAACUUGAGCAUGCAUAACUAUUCACCCCCCCAAAGCCAAUACUUUGUAGAGCCACCUUUUGCAGCAAUUACAGCUGCAAGUCUCUUGAGGUAUGUCUCUAUAAGCUUGGCACAUCUAGCCACUGGGAUUUUUGCCCAUUCUUCAAGGCAAAACUGCUCCUUCAAGUUGGAUGGUUUCCGCUGGUGUACAGCACUCUUUAAGUCAUACCACAGAUUCUGAAUUGGAUUGAGGUCUGGCCUUUAAAUGUUUCCCCUUAAACCACUCGAGUGUUGCUUUAGCAGUAUGCUUAGGGUCAUUGUCCUGCUGGAAGGUGAACCUCCGUCCCAGUCUCAAAUCUCUGGAAGAAUGAAACAGGUUUCCCUCAAGAAUUUCCCUGUAUUUACCGCCAUCCAUCAUUCCUUCAAAUCUGACCAGUUUCCCAGUCCCUGCCGAUGGAAAAACAUCCCCACAGCAUGAUGCUGCCACCACCAUGCUUCACUGUGGGGAUGGUGUUCUCGGGUGAUGAGAGGUGAUGGGUUUGCGCCAGACAUAGCGUUUUCCUUGAUGGCCAAAAAGCUCAAUUUUAUUCUCAUCUGACCAGAGUACCUUCUUCCAUAUGUUUGGGGAGUCUUCCACAUGGCUUUUGGCGAACACCAAACGUGUUUGCUUAUUUAUUUCUUUAAGCAAUGGCUUUUUUUGGCCACUCUUCCGUAAAGCCCAGCUCUGUGGAGUGUACGGCUUAAAGUGGUCCUAUGGACAGAUACUCCAAUCUCCGCUGUGGAGCUUUGCAGCUCCUUCAGGGUUAUCUUUGGUCUCUUUGUUGCUCUCUCUGAUUAAUGCCCUCAUUGCCUGGUCUGUGAGUUUUGGUGGGCGGCCCUUUCUUGGCAGGUUUAUUGUGGUGCCAUAUUCUUUCAAUGUUUUAAUAAUGGAUUUAAUGGUGCUCCGUGGGAUGUUCAAAGUUUCGGAUAUUUUUUUAUAACCCAACCCUGAUCUGUACUUCUCCACAACUUUGUUCCUGACCUGUUUGGAGAGCUCCUUGGUCUUCAUGGUGCCGCUUGCUUGGUGGUGCCCCUUGCUUAGUGGUGUUGCAUACUCUGGGGCCUUUCAGAACAGGUGUAUAUAUACUGAGAUCAUGUGACACUUAGCUUGCACACAGGUGGACUUUAUUUAACAAGUUAUGUAACUUCUGAAGGUAAUUGGUUGCACCAGAUCUUAUUUAGGGGCUUCAUAGCAUAUGGGUGUCUGAUGGGUGAAAAUAGGAUCACUUGAUGAGAGAACAGCUGUGCAGCAUGAGGCAAGGAACAGAGCGCAAGCUUUUUUUGAAACUUUCUGAAAUCCUGCUCCAGAAUGGGAAAAAUAUCCUUUACAUUUUUUUCAGCUAAGUUGAAUUAUAUUGUUCUUACUAUAAAAUAAUAUAAAAUAAAAAUAAUGGCAUGACUUAUAAGCAUAUCUUGUCAGCUAAAUGAACAAGCCUACAGCCUAUGGCAUGGUGUAUAGCCAGAUAACUUACAGUAGGCCUACUCAUGUUCUGUUCUUCUGAAAUGCAUUUUCUUAAUUUUAAUCAUGUUUCUUUUAGACCUGCCUAAAAUACAUAAUGGAUUUAUUGUAAUGGUGUAUAUUAAAUUGGGCUUACACAGUGGGGUGUUUUUGUCACCUAGGUAUGGUGCCCUCUGUUGAUUAGGUUAUGGAUGUAGGGUUGUAUAACUGUUAUGGGCAGAGGCUAACCUCAUCUGGAAUUAUCACACUCAUUCAGACUAGUCUUAUUCAGACCACCCUCUUGUUGUGCCGUUCCAGAAGGACUCCCUGUAUCUGGAGCAGGAGGUGGAGAGCCUCAAUGUGGUGCUGGAUAUCAAGAACAAACAGCUGCACCAACAGGACCACAAACUGAUGCAGAUGGACACACCUAUAGUUCAGGCAUCAAUUUUAAGACCAUUUUUCUAUCUAGUCUUGAAUGUUUUGGAUGUUUUUGUAGAUGGAGAAAAGUGUUAAAGCUGGACGAAUGCCUUCCAAAAGGUCCAGCAGGAGAAUGAGGAUCUGAAAGCCCGCAUGGACAGACAUGCUGCUCAUUCUCUUUCUCCUCUAUUCUUAAGUCAACCUGGGACUGGGUGUCUAUGGCCUUCUAUGUACAGUGGGGGAAAAAAGUAUUUAGUCAGCCACCAAUUGUGCAAGUUCUCCCACUUAAAAAGAUGAGAGAGGCCUGUAAUUUUCAUCAUAGGUACACGUCAACUAUGACAGACAAAAUGAGAGAAAAAUCCAGAAAAUCACAUUGUAGGAUUUUUAAUGAAUUUAUUUGCAAAUUAUGGUGGAAAAUAAGUAUUUGGUCAAUAACAAAAGUUUCUCAAUACUUUGUUAUAUACCCUUUGUUGGCAAUGACACAGGUCAAACGUUUUCUGUAAGUCUUCACAAGGUUUUCACACACUGUUGCUGGUAUUUUGGCCCAUUCCUCCAUGCAGAUCUCCUCUAGAGCAGUGAUGUUUUGGGGCUGUCGCUGGGCAACACGGACUUUCAACUCCCUCCAAAGAUUUUCUAUGGGGUUGAGAUCUGGAGACUGGCUAGGCCACUCCAGGACCUUGAAAUGCUUCUUACGAAGCCACUCCUUCGUUGCCCGGGCGGUGUGUUUGGGAUCAUUGUCAUGCUGAAAGACCCAGCCACGUUUCAUCUUCAAUGCCCUUGCUGAUGGAAGGAGGUUUUCACUCAAAAUCUCACGAUACAUGGCCCCAUUCAUUCUUUCCUUUACACGGAUCAGUCGUCCUGGUCCGUUUGCAGAAAAACAGCCCCAAAGCAUGAUGUUUCCACCCCCAUGCUUCACAGUAGGUAUGGUGUUCUUUGGAUGCAACUCGGCAUUCUUUGUCCUCCAAACACGACGAGUUGAGUUUUUACCAAAAAGUUAUAUUUUGGUUUCAUCUGACCAUAUGACAUUCUCCCAAUCCUCUUCUGGAUCAUCCAAAUGCAUUCUAGCAAACUUCAGACGGGCCUGGACAUGUACUGGCUUAAGCAGGGGGACACGUCUGGCACUGCAGGAUUUGAGUCCCUGGCGGCGUAGUGUGUUACUGAUGGUAGGCUUUGUUACUUUAUCAGUGAUGUGAUGAUUCAUAAUGCACCUGUUAAAGGGAUACUUUGGGAUUUUGGCAAUGAAGCCCUUUAUCUACUUCCCCAGAGUCAGGUGAACUCAUGGAUACCAUUUUUAGGUCUCUGCAUCCAGUAUGAAGGAAGUUGGCGCGUUUCACAAGCCAGUGUUAACGAGCGUUAGCGCAAUGACUGUAAGUCUAUGGUACCUAUUAGCAUGCUAGCAGUUACCAUAGACUUCCAGUCAUUGCACUAACCCUAGUUGGCAAUUGCAUUAACCCUAGUUGGCAAGUGCAUUAACCCUAGUUGGCAAUUGCAUUAACCCUAGUUAGCAACUUCCUUCAAACUGCACGCAGACAUAAAAAUGUUAUCCACGAAUUAAUCUGACUCUGGGGAAAUAGAUAAAGUGGUAAUAAGCUUUUUGUACGUUGCUUUUGUUAUUGACCAUAAAUGUUCCUAAAACCAUGUUCCUUCUCUUUUUGAAGAUGGGGGAGUUGAGAGCCAGCCAUGAGGCUGUGAUGUUAGAGCACGAGGCCAGCCACUCUGAACAGAUCCAGGCAGUUAAACAGCAGUGUGAGGACUCUCUAGAAGGUACAUUCAUCCUGUCAUGUACACCGUUGUUUUUUAUAGACCAAAUCUUAAGUUACUGCGAGGUAAAAAUCAGCACAGCACGUGUGUUAAAGUCAUUUAACUUUGAUGAAUCAGAAGUAUUUCUGAUUUUGACUGUCUUGCAUUAUAAUUCUGUUAAACUGUGAUCUCUCUUCAAGAGCUCCGUCAAGCUCAUGAGCGGGAGCUGCAGACAUUGGACAAAAGACUGAAGGAGGCUGAAGUCACUUUAUCUGUAAGCUUCAGCUUCACAUAUCAAAAUAUAUUCCAAUUUAUUUAGUCUCAGGAGAGGUUAGGUGAUAAUGUCCUCAUGAUGUGGUGUUCCUCAGGGCCAGAUUCAGGAGCUCACCGAGGAGAACACGACCCUGAACCACAGGAUAAAGACAGAGGAGGACCAGAGGAGGGAGCUGGCUGAGAGAAAUCAGGUACUGCCAACACGCAACACCCCUCACAUUCACUCUCAUCUUACAGCCCACUCCAAUAACGUUCAGAGGUAAGUGUCAUUGACGCUAAGCAACAGCACUGCCCUAUCUCCCUCCCUCAAUAAUAUAUGCGAUUUAGCAGACACUUUUGUCCAAAGCAACAUAGUCAUGCGUGCACACAUUUUACAUAUGGGUGGUCCCAGGAAUAGAACCCACAAUCCUGGCAUUGCAAGCGCCAUGCUGUACCAACUGAGGCAUACAGGACCUCCAGUGUAUAAUGGUGUUUUCUUCUCUUUCUGUAUUUUUGUCUAUUUCUUAUAGAGUGCACUCCUUCCAACCAGCGCCUCUGGUCAACAGUAGUGCACUAUAAAGUGAAUAGGGUGCCAUUUUUGACACCACCCAAGAGUGCAUUGUUAAAGUUAGGCUGCUGUCGGUCAUAAUCAGUAUUGAUUGGGUGCCCAUUUCCUCGCAGCAUUCUAACAAUGCACAUGAGGGGAUUGCGAUAACGACCUCUGUACUACCCUUCCAGCCACUCUGGUAGGCUAGAAAUAGACUGACAAUAACCACCAGGAUCAACCCAGUGGUCCACUGCCUGCUUGGGGCUGUGGGAGUCAUGGGGAAUAGUUGAAACACCACACGGUGUAUAGUUUUACAACCUAUAAUGACUUUAAUUCUCUCCUAUGUGGUUGAAAGCAUUGGCCAUGUUUGAGUAAGGCUGUUGUGGUGACCGUAUUACCGUCACACUGGCAGUCAUGAGUCAUGACCGCAGUCAAAUUCCACGUGACUGAGUCACCUCUCCUCUUAUGCACUCUGGACAUGCGUUGGUAGUACCCAACUAGCUAACGACCGUCAGGUCGCUAAUGGCCUGGUACUCAGGGCUCUAUUGUCCCUCUAACCACUCUCACAUCAAUUCAAAUACAAUCGAAAAUCACAUCAAACACUUAUCAAAACAGUUUCAUGCUUUUAAAACUCACCUCGCUGUGAUUGAUCAAUUUAAAGAAAGAUGUUCAACAACAGGUUAAACUGAGUGGAAAACAUGGUUGUUGUGGAUGUUGUUUCAAAGCCUAACACAACGAAAUGGAUAGCACUUUAUAAGGUGAUGAUUAAUUCAAAACAUCCAUAUGCAUAUUAGAGCUUAUGCAUAGGCCUAUAUAUGAGCCCAAGCCCACAAAAAAUAAAACAGAAUUAAAAUUAUUGUGCCGUUAUAUACUGAACAAAAAAAUUAACGCAACAUGUAAAGUGUUGGUCCCAUGUUUACAUGUGGAAUGUGAAACGCAGGCCCAGAUCUUAUUUUGGUCCAGUGUAACACACUGACUGCAUUUCCCACCUCUCUCUCAACAGAAACGCACUAGGCUGUUGCUGUUUCUUAGAAUUAUCUAUACUGAACUACAUGGAACGUGUUGGUCCCAUGUUUCAUGCGCUGAAAUGAAAGAUCCCAGAAAUAUUCCAUUCGCACAAAAAGCUUAUUUCUCUAGAAUUUUGUUCACAAAUGUGGUUACAUCCCUGUUAGUGAGCAUUUCUCCUUUGCCAAGAUAAUCCAUCCACCUGACAGGUGUGGCAUAUCAAGAAGCUGAUUAAACAGCAUGAUCAUUACACAGGUGCACCUUGUGCUGGGGACAAUAAAAGGCCACUCUAAAAUGUGCAGUUUUGUCACACAACACAAUGCCACAGAUGUCUCAAGUUUUGAGGGAGCGUGCAAUUGGCAUGCUGACUGCAGGAAUGUCCACCAGAGCUGUUGCCAGAGAAUGUAAUGUUAAUUUCUCAACCAUAAGCCGCCUCCAACGUAAUUUUAGAGAAUUUGGCAGUACGUCCAACCGGCCUCACAACCACAGACCACAUUUAACCGCGCCAGCCCAGGACCUCCACAACCGGCUUCUUCACCUGUGGGAUCGUUUGAGACCAGCCACCCGGACAGCUGAUGAAACUGAGGAGUAUUUAUGUCUGUAAUAAAGCCCUUUUGUGGUAAAAAAAUUCUGAUUGGCUAGGCCACUCCCUGGGGAGCCAGGCCCACCCAUGUCUGCGCCCCUGCCCAGUCAUGUGAAAUCCAUAGAUGAGGGCCUAAUGAAUUUUUUUCAAUUGACUGACUUCCUAAUAUGAACUGUAACUCAGUCAAAUAGUUGAAAUUGUUGCAUGUUGCGUUUUAUUUUUGUUCAGUAUACCAUACAUAGCCUACUGCAUAUUACCCCCCCCCCCCCCCCCCCCCCCCCCAAAAAAAGAAUAAUAAUAAAUAGUAAUGGCCUUUGAGUGUGGACUGUAUUAUUAUGCAUACUGGAUGGACUGGUUACCUUAUGCUACUCUCCAACCUUUCUAUCCAUGAGUGUGGGAGAAAACGUAUAGCCCUAGGCGAUACUGUUGGUUCAUUGAUUGUGCAGAAUGGCUUACAGAGUUAGCCUACAAUUACAGUGAAUUUGUAUUUGAUUUUUAAUAGCCUAUAAUAGAGUUUUCUUAUUUUUUAUAUAAUGAAUAGGCUGACACAUCACCUUUUAGCUACAUAAAUCUCACCACUGUGCAUUUACAUCUCUUCCCCUCUCUCCUUCAUUCCUUACUCCAGCGCGCAGAGAGAGGGGCUGUCAAAAGUUUUAAUGAAAAUAUUUAAUAUGUGUAGUUGUGAAAACAUGUUACUAUCGACGAUCCCAAACAGAUUUAACUUGGUUUCUCAAAAUUAAGCACUGGGUAACUGCAUGAACAGGGUUGGAGAGGCCAUGGCAUAUACAGUGGCUUACAGUGAAAGUGUUCACCCCCCUUGGCAUUUUUCCUAUUUUGUUGCCUUACAACCUGGAAUUAAAUUGAUUUUUUGGGGGGUUUGUAUCAUUUGAUUUAUACAACAUGCCUACCAUUUUGAAGAUGCAAAAUAUUUUUUCUUGUGAAACAAACGAGAAAUAAGACAAAAAAACAGAACUUGAGCAUGCAUAACUAUUCACCCCCCCAAAGCCAAUACUUUGUAGAGCCACCUUUUGCAGCAAUUACAGCUGCAAGUCUCUUGAGGUAUGUCUCUAUAAGCUUGGCACAUCUAGCCACUGGGAUUUUUGCCCAUUCUUCAAGGCAAAACUGCUCCUUCAAGUUGGAUGGUUUCCGCUGGUGUACAGCAAUCUUUAAGUCAUACCACAUAUUCUGAAUUGGAUUGAGGUCUGGGCUUUAAAUGUUUCCCCUUAAACCACUCGAGUGUUGCUUUAGCAGUAUGCUUAGGGUCAUUGUCCUGCUGGAAGGUGAACCUCCGUCCCAGUCUCAAAUCUCUGGAAGAAUGAAACAGGUUUCCCUCAAGAAUUUCCCUGUAUUUACCGCCAUCCAUCAUUCCUUCAAUUCUGACCAGUUUCCCAGUCCCUGCCGAUGGAAAAACAUCCCCACAGCAUGAUGCUGCCACCACCAUGCUUCACUGUGGGGAUGGUGUUCUCGGGUGAUGAGAGGUGUUGGGAGUCUGUGAGUUUUGGUGGGCGGCCCUUUCUUGGCAGGUUUAUUGUGGUGCCAUAUUCUUUCAAUGUUUUAAUAAUGGAUUUAAUGGUGCUCCGUGGGAUGUUCAAAGUUUCGGAUAUUUUUUUAUAACCCAACCCUGAUCUGUACUUCUCCACAACUUUGUUCCUGACCUGUUUGGAGAGCUCCUUGGUCUUCAUGGUGCCGCUUGCUUGGUGGUGCCCCUUGCUUAGUGGUGUUGCAUACUCUGGGGCCUUUCAGAACAGGUGUAUAUAUACUGAGAUCAUGUGACACUUAGCUUGCACACAGGUGGACUUUAUUUAACAAGUUAUGUAACUUCUGAAGGUAAUUGGUUGCACCAGAUCUUAUUUAGGGGCUUCAUAGCAUAUGGGUGUCUGAUGGGUGAAAAUAGGAUCACUUGAUGAGAGAACAGCUGUGCAGCAUGAGGCAAGGAACAGAGCGCAAGCUUUUUUUGAAACUUUCUGAAAUCCUGCUCCAGAAUGGGAAAAAUAUCCUUUACAUUUUUUUCAGCUAAGUUGAAUUAUAUUGUUCUUACUAUAAAAUAAUAUAAAAUAAAAAGAAUGGCAUGACUUAUAAGCAUAUCUUGUCAGCUAAAUGAACAAGCCUACAGCCUAUGGCAUGGUGUAUAGCCAGAUAACUUACAGUAGGCCUACUCAUGUUCUGUUCUUCUGAAAUGCAUUUUCUUAAUUUUAAUCAUGUUUCUUUUAGACCUGCCUAAAAUACAUAAUGGAUUUAUUGUAAUGGUGUAUAUUAAAUUGGGCUUACACAGUGGGGUAUUUUUGUCACCUAGGUAUGGUGCCCUCUGUUGAUUAGGUUAUGGAUGUAGGGUUGUAUAACUGUUAUGGGCAGAGGCUAACCUCAUCUGGAAUUAUCACACUCAUUCAGACUAGUCUUAUUCAGACCACCCUCUUGUUGUGCCGUUCCAGAAGGACUCCCUGUAUCUGGAGCAGGAGGUGGAGAGCCUCAAUGUGGUGCUGGAUAUCAAGAACAAACAGCUGCACCAACAGGACCACAAACUGAUGCAGAUGGACACACCUAUAGUUCAGGCAUCAAUUUUAAGACCAUUUUUCUAUCUAGUCUUGAAUGUUUUGGAUGUUUUUGUAGAUGGAGAAAAGCGUUAAAGCUGGACGAAUGCCUUCCAAAUGGUCCAGCAGGAGAAUGAGGAUCUGA